Messenger RNA from Meloidogyne enterolobii, 1353 nucleotides. NCBI's taxonomy places the organism in Eukaryota, Metazoa, Nematoda, Chromadorea, Rhabditida, Meloidogynidae. The record is from the annotation of a GenBank genome assembly.
AUGAAUUCUCCAUUACAUUUACUUCAUUGUCUUUGGUUUAAUCCAAUAACCACAACACAAAAUACAUCAACAACAAUAAUUAGUCAAUCACCACAACAACCAAAACAACUUCAAAAAUCUCCUCAAAAAAUAAUUUUGUCUAGAAAAAGGCGUGCAGCAGCAAUAUUAGAAGAAAUUCCCCCACAAACAAUCACUUAUUCUUCAACAAAAACAUCAUCUUUAUUUGAUGAUAGUGAUGAAUAUUUAAUUAAUAAAAAGGAGCGUUUAUGGGUUUGUGCUGAUGUUGAUAGGGCAAUACAUUUGGAUGAACGUUGUUUGAAGAAAAUGUUGGAAAAUGAAAUUAAUGUUCAGGUAACUGAUGCACAAAUUCGUCGCCAACAACGGCAAAAUAUUAAAAAUUGCAAUGAUGGUGAAAGGGGAGUUGAUGAGGAGGCGCGCACUCAACUUGUUGAAUGGCUUAAUGAUGUUUGCGAAGCUGAACGUGUCGAUUUUGUGAUUCUCCCAUUAACUGUUGCUUUUGUGGAUCGAGUAUUGGCAACCAAAUUUUUACCUCGACGAAAUCUUCAAGCAUUAGGAGCUGCUUGUCUUUUGCUUGCUUCAAAAUUGAAGGCGCCUGUACCUUUGUCAGCAGCACAAAUUGCUAGUUAUUGUUGUGAACCAGAAGAAAACAUCAACAACAACAAUGUUUGUGUAAUGGAAGCAGAUUUGUCUUUAGACAAAGAAAACACUACAACAACAACAACAAAAACAUUAAUUAAUACAACAACAACAUUAACAACAACAGUUUUACCAACAACAUAUUUAAUAACACCAGACGAACUUUUAGAUUGGGAAAUGCUUGUAGUAAACCAAUUAAAAUGGAAUUUGCUUCAAUCUACUCCCUUUGAAUUUUUUGAUCAAAUAUUGGUGCGUUCUCCAGUAUUGGAAGCUUUGAGAGAAGAUUUUGCUCAUUGUUUGCAUAAAAUGCUGAGAGGUGGGGAAUUUUUUUUUUUUUUGAAAAAAUCAGUCGAAUCUCAUUAUAAGAUAAACAUUCUACUUAUAUCGAGUUGGUUACUUCUACUUUAGAGACGGUGUUUUUUUUUAUUUUAAUAGUCUCUGGAUGAGGGGAGGAGUAUAUCCCUUGAACGAUAUAUAGCCCUAAUCUAAAUAUAAAAUAAUUAUUUUAAAGUCCAGAGAGGGUGUAUUUUAUACGUGAGAUUCGAUUAUUCAUUCUUUUAUUAAUUUAAUUUUAAUUUUUGGGCAAUUUUUGGGUGAAUAAUUUUUUUUAUUUUUUUCUUGGAGGGUUUUUUUCUUAUUUUUAUUUUUUACCUGUCAUUAUAAGAUUUGUGUUUUUUUCUUCGCGCGAGCUACUAU